AUGGCCAUGGCCAUGGACAUGGAUGAUGAGAAGCUGUUUCGCCAAGAGCACGGCUGGUCCUUGCAGCUCAAGUCCGGCCAGGAGAUCACGCUAACUCCGGGCGCCAACGAGGCGAACGAACCCCUCUGCGUCACCGACGUCUUCCUCGUCGACCCGGAGAGCACCGACGGCCAGGGCGUCGUGGCCGCCUUCGUAGAGAUCGGCACGCGGAACAUCUUGCUCGCGGCGCUGUCGUCGGAGAGGCCCCGCGUGGCGCUGCAGACCCCGGUGGUGCUCGACGAGCAGUUCUGCUUCUACCUGAUGCGGCCUGGAACCGACGCCGACGCAGACGCCGACGCCGAAGCCGACGCGGUCGUCGUUCAGUUCCAAGGUUACGUUGUGCCGUCUUCGGACACGAAGGGGGAGAUAGAGGAGGACGACGAAGAGGAUGACAUGAUCGACGAUGAGAACCACGAAGAGGAGCAGGAAGAGGAGGAUGACGGCAAUGGCACGGAGGACGACGAGGAUGCGAGAGAUUCCGACUCCCACUACGAAUACGACAGCAGGGAUGACGGGGAGGUGUGCGGCCUCCCGCCCGGCGUCGAGCUCAACUACGCCUACGCGCCAAGAAGGGACGACAGCGAGGAGGAGUUCGUCGACCGCAAGGUGCGCGCGCAAGCGGUCAGGGAGAGACGCGCCAGCCACAAGGCGCAGCGGCGACGCAGGAGGUUCGCCACCGAGGCCGAGGGGCGGUCCCUCGGAGGGCCGGCGCCGCCGGGGCUCGCUUUCCCCGCGGAGCGCCGUCGACGGGUUCCACUUGAAGCAGCUCUCCUGGGUAUCUUUGUGUUUGUCUAUCUGAUGGCGAUGGUUGCACUGUACAUCAGUGGAUGA
Messenger RNA from Lolium perenne, 870 nucleotides. The record is from RefSeq and is a predicted model, not a curated record. Lineage: Eukaryota; Viridiplantae; Streptophyta; Magnoliopsida; Poales; Poaceae.